AUGUAUUUCUGCUCGUGCUGGACAAUCACAAGUACACUUAUCGAACGACCUGGAUUUACUGGGACACUGGAUCCUUGGCCACAAGCUUUGAAUGCUGAAAGCAGACAAAUGUCUCGAGCAUUCAGCGCCUACGAACUUCCACCUGCUCUUCAAUUUGAUUCAGAGCUUCCUAAGUCCACAAUCCCCGCCCCCCCCCAAAAGACACGGAAUAUGGGCCGCUACUUGUGUGUUAGUGGGAUUUCCCAGGCCCGGCUCUGGAAGACUUAUACUCCUGUUUCUCGCCGCGCUUUCUCAGUAUCGGACAUCAAUAAUAGCAACAGGCAGCAGCCAUUCUAA
Molecule: messenger RNA, 336 nt
Organism: Aspergillus puulaauensis
Lineage: Eukaryota; Fungi; Ascomycota; Eurotiomycetes; Eurotiales; Aspergillaceae
Exons: 1
Coding region: 1-336 (111 amino acids)
Source: RefSeq, a predicted model, not a curated record